Molecule: messenger RNA, 2197 nt
Organism: Phasianus colchicus (ring-necked pheasant)
Lineage: Eukaryota; Metazoa; Chordata; Aves; Galliformes; Phasianidae
Gene: CASP9
Product: caspase 9
Biological process (GO): regulation of apoptotic process; proteolysis
Molecular function (GO): cysteine-type endopeptidase activity
Source: RefSeq, a predicted model, not a curated record
CCGGUCACGUGACGUGGACCGCCAUGGAGGAAGAGCGGAGGCGCGCUUUGCGGCGCGGCCGGGUGCGGCUGGUGGAGGGACUGCGGCCCGAGGCGCUUUGGGGGCCGCUGCAGGCCCGAGGGGUUUUCACCAGCGCUAUGGUGGAGGAUAUGCAGAGUGCUGGCACCCGAAGGGAACAAGCACGACAGCUGGUCAUAGACCUGGAGACCCGUGGGAAGCAGGCCUUCCCAAUAUUCCUCUCCAUCCUGAGGGACACUGGGCAUGGUGACCUGGCUGACAUGCUGGAUGAAGGGUGUGGAAGCCCAGUCUCCCCACCUGUGGACCUGAGGCCUGUGCAGCUGGAGCUGCCUGGAGAAAGGCGUGACAAAAGUGUGAGCACUGCGGAACGGUUGUCCAUCCCAGUCCAAGCUGAGAGUCAGCAAUUUCAGAUGCCUCCAGCACCAGCCCAUGGUUCAGCUGUUGACAAGAGUGACCACAGACUGGUAUACCAGCUGCGAGCAGACCCUUGUGGGCACUGCCUGAUCUUCAACAAUGUCAAUUUCAGCAGAGACUCUGAUCUGUCAGCUCGGGCUGGCUCUGACAUAGACUGUGAGAAGCUGGAGAAGCGUUUCAAGUCCUUGUGCUUCCAUGUCCGGACCCUGAGGAACCUCAAAGCUCAGGAAAUUGAUCUGGAGCUGCGGAAGCUGGCACAGCUUGACCACAGCACCCUGGACUGCUGCCUCGUGGUCAUCCUCUCCCAUGGCUGCCAGACGAGCCAUAUUCAGUUUCCUGGAGGGAUUUAUGGAACAGAUGGCAAAACCAUUCCAAUUGAAAAGAUUGUGAACUAUUUCAAUGGGUCCCAGUGCCCAAGUUUGAGAGGAAAACCCAAACUCUUCUUCAUCCAGGCCUGUGGAGGAGAACAAAAGGACCAGGGAUUUGAGGUGGGUUGUGAAUCACCCCAAGAUGAAACUUGCCGAGGUUCCGUAGAGUCGGAUGCGAUUCCUUUCCAGGCUCCAGCAGGGAGUGUGGACGAGCCGGAUGCUGUUGCCAGUUUGCCCACUCCUGGUGACAUCUUGGUGUCCUAUUCAACUUUUCCAGGUUUUGUGUCCUGGAGGGACAAGGUGAGUGGCUCGUGGUAUGUGGAAACCCUGGACAGUGUGCUGGAACAUCAUGCCCGUUCUGAAGACCUGCUAACCAUGUUACUCCGGGUGUCAGACAUUGUAUCCACCAAGGGGAAGUACAAGCAGAUCCCAGGCUGUUUCAACUUUCUACGUAAAAAAUUCUUCUUCUUGUGCAAAUGAUGUGGGGUUGUCGAGGUCCCAGUCAACGUGAAGGACAGCUUCCCUGUGGCUGGAUAAAAACUGUCCCAGUUGUGACUUGAACCAGGUGCUCCUGGUGACUGCUGUCUGGCUUUGGAGGGGUCUCUCCUGAGAAAUGCAAUCUGUGAGCGCUGUCGUUGGGAUAAAGCAUCAACCAGAUGAGGACUGGCCCUGUCCCAACCUGCAGGGACAAGCUAUUGUAGGGAACAUGCUUUAGCAGGGGUGUAUGGCUUGAUGCUCUCCAGAGGUACCUUCCAACCCCUAUGAUUCUAUCCCAGUGAUAGGAAGGGGGAAGGGAUGUGUGUUGGAAUCCCCAGUGCCAGUGUGCCAGCCCAGUGAUCCCAUUGUGGAGUGAGGGCCUCCAGCUGUGCUGUGGCUGUGCUCUCCUUCCUGGUGCAACUGCAGUGGAUUGGAGGAGUCAAUGGAAUCAAUUGCUGGAAUCAAUGGAAAUACAUGAUUUUUGCAACAAGAGAUUUUUCUGUUUGAGUGAACCAAAAACCAAAAGGAAAAAAAAAAACAACCUUGUGCUUUGUAUUCUGUCUUCUGUUCUCUCUUGUGUCCUUCUUCAGUGUAUACAUAUCAUUAGCUCUAGGAAAGCUUAGUUGCACUGUCAUCAUGACCUUGAUGUACACAAUCCCCUGUACCAAGGGCUAUAGAUUGUACCCCAAAACCAUCUUUGGGCAAUCAAACCAGGAAGUUAGGGCAUGUUUUAAUGUUUAGUGGCUGUAGGUGUGUCACUGAGGGACACGGGGUGGAGGGGUUGGGGUUGGACUUGGUGAUCUUGGUGUAAAACUAAGAAGAACAUCCCAGAUUUUACAGUCUCUACAGUUAUUAUGCACUUUGGCUGCUAUCUGUUUCCCCUUGGAACGUGUUAUUUGUGAGUUAGUCAGUAAAUGAUG